CCUUUAAACAACAUUAUAUAUCACACACACACUGCAUGCUAAUGCGACCAAUUCUCAAUGAGCACUAAAACACAUCUUAAAAUUAGCUCAUUCUGUUGUCUGAGUUCAAACUGCCUGACAAGGCAACAGAGGGAACAUAUCAUCAGAAUUCCCCCUUUGGCAAUACCUGCUGAUUGGGUCCUAAAAACGCAAGCAGCUUUUAACUUUUAAUAUUUGGCUCCCGAGUUCUGCCACGAGUAGUCGCGAAAGAUAGAUUCUCCCUCACUGUUUUUUGGAGGAGAGAAAUAAAAAUCCACCGGUGCAGAUUCGUUUUUCAUUUUUGUCCAAUCUUCAGUUAAAAUCACAGUGCGCGUAGGAGCGCGCAUGUAGGCGUUCUGCUGGAGAAGUUUUAGAGAAACUUUAAGGAUGAUAUACCUUGGAUGUUUCCUGUUGCUCUGUGGGCUUACGCAUGUCAUGGCAAGUUAUCCCAUCUGGUGGUCACUAGCAGUGGGCCACCAGUACUCUUCACUGGGCACUCAACCCAUCCUCUGUGGCAGUAUCCCAGGUCUGGUGCCCAAGCAGCUGCGCUUCUGCCGAAACUACGUGGAAAUCAUGCCCAGUGUGGCCGAGGGGGUGAAGAUUGGAAUCCAGGAGUGCCAGCACCAGUUCAGAGGCCGACGCUGGAACUGCACCACCGUCAAUGACAAUCUGGCCAUUUUUGGGCCAGUUUUAGAUAAAGCUACUCGAGAGUCAGCAUUUGUUCAUGCCAUUGCCUCGGCGGGAGUGGCAUUUGCAGUGACCCGUGCCUGCGCUGAUGGUUCAGCCACAAUCUGCGGAUGUGACACACGCCACAAGGGCCCCCCUGGUGAGGGAUGGAAGUGGGGUGGAUGCAGCGAGGAUGUGGACUUUGGGAGCAUGGUGUCCAGGGAGUUUGCUGAUGCGAGGGAGAAUCGCCCUGAUGCACGCUCAGCCAUGAACCGCCAUAACAAUGAGGCAGGGAGAAUGUCCCUCAACGACAACAUGUUUCUCAAGUGUAAGUGCCAUGGGCUGUCAGGAAGCUGCGAGGUCAAGACGUGCUGGUGGUCUCAGCCUGACUUCAGAGUUAUUGGCGACUACAUGAAGGAUAAGUAUGACAGCGCAUCAGAGAUGGUGGUGGAGAAACAUAAGGAGUCCCGUGGAUGGGUUGAGACCCUGAGACCAAAAUACAACUACUUCAAACCCCCAACAGAGCGCGACCUGGUUUACUAUGAAAUCUCACCCAAUUUCUGUGACCCCAAUCCUGAGACUGGCUCCUUCGGCACCCGUGAUCGCAUCUGCAACCUGACGUCCCAUGGUAUAGAUGGGUGUGACCUGCUGUGCUGCGGCAGAGGUCAUAACACAAGGACUGAAAAGAGAAAGGAGAAGUGUCACUGUAUUUUCCACUGGUGCUGCUACGUCAGCUGUCAGGAGUGUGUGAGAGUCUACGACGUGCACACCUGCAAAUAAGGACAUGUGAUUCCUGUCUUUUCUCAACAAAAUUGAAAGACUUCAGUAGGCCGAUUCACAAAUACAGCAACUUAUCUACAAGACAUAAGAGACUGUAAAGCUGUGCGACCUGUGGCAGGCGGCCUUGUGCUGAAAAGAGCCAGUCCCUGCCUUGAUCAACUGAAAGUGUUGAUUAGAUGUUGACAUCAUAAAGCUCCAUUCAUGUGAACUGAUAUGAUGGCGAUGAUGACAACAAUGUUGAUAUCUCUAGCGAUGACGAAAGACUUCUGAUGUACUGAUGUAGGAAAGGAGAACUGUGGGCUGAUUGACAAACACCAUAUUGGUGAUUUUUUUUUCUUUCCUGUAUUCCAAGUAGUUCAUUUGUUAAGAAUAGUACAGCACUGCCAAUACUUUCAAGUCAAUGGGGCAAACAAUGAAAGUGUCACAUGUUCUUAUGUUGUUUUCUAAGUUGUUUUUUCCAACAUGUUGACAACUUACAUGACACUCAAUAGCAUGCAUUCUCCUCCUCAACUUUAUAUGUAUGUGUAUAUCUGAAAACUAACAUUGUCGUUGUGUGAGUGAGUUUUUUUUAAUAGUGUUAAUAUGUUACUGAUGUUUGGGUAAGAAUGCACUUGCACCUGAGUGAAUGUAGUUAUUAUGCUGCAAUGUGUUUACAUAUGCUCAAAUUAGUUAAGCUAACCAGUUAAUAUUUGCUUUCAAUGACAAUGUGAGCCGUAUCAACUGAACAAUUUCAAAACAAGAAUAUACACAUUUCCGGAAACACCUAAAAACACUGGAAGCUUUUUCUAAAAGGUGGAGUAGGUAAGUUUGAGAAACCUGCUCGAGAUACACUUUUUGUUAUAUUCCAUGGAAUGCUCUUAACAUCCCGAUAGCAAUGAAUAUCUUAAGUGCUUUGGCAAAAAAUCCAUAAAAAAAUGUCAUCUGUGGAAGCCGUAGUACUGUAAAAAGCACGACCAAACAUUUUAGCCGGCCCUGCUAAAAUAACUGGAUGGCCUACCUGCCUGUCAGCCUUCCAUCUGUGCUCAAACUUAUCUCGUGCCCUCAUUGGUCAUGUGCGCGUUCGUGUGUGUUGGAGGAGGGGCUCUGUAAGGAAGUGGCAGAUUUUUUCCGGCUGUGUAUUUUCAAAUUCUAGCGCACUCAAGCUGGUUUCUCCAAAAUUACCUACCCCAACUUUAAGAGUAACAAUGCUUUGAAAAACACCAACAGUUGUGACCAAAGACAAGAAAGUGAAACCCUGUGCGUCUGCGGUAGUCAGACGGCUGUAAAUAAAUCUGAAAGGUCAGCACUUGUUGAAAAAUAUGAAGCAUGUUCUCCUUGUUUUUAUCAGUAUUAGCAAUGUCUCAUGGGACUGGAUGUGGGGAAAGCUGUUAUUUAUAAAAGGGAUACUCCCACUAUAUUUUUGUUUUAUUUACAUAUAUAACAUUCUUUUAUUUGGUAUUUGUUGGAAUAGAGGUCAAUUCUGAACUCCCCAGCAUAAACAACACAAAUGGCAAAGAAAGAACAAAAUAGGCUGCAUCAUAAGAGCUCUGUAUAAUGCAGUUUAGUUUGCAGUCGUGGUCAAAUCCUCACCAAAACUUGUGCAUGAGAUGAUUCUCAGCAUUGGCUUAUGGUUCUCCAACUUAAACAACAAGCAGCAUCACUGAAACUAUCAAUUCUUCCCUUAUUUUAAUGCUGCUAAAUAAUGAUAAUAUGUUGUGUGUAUGUGAUUGUGUAUGUGUGUGUGUUGAUGUCCUUACAUACAGUAUGUUAUUGUCUUUUUGUGUUCAUUGUGUAUUCUUGCAUGUAUUUGAUUCUUUCUGUGAAAGAAACCUAUCAUAUGUAGUUUGGAGAAAAAAAUGUGAAGUUCUGCUAAUUGUUGCAUACAGUAAUUCCCAUUUUAACCAAAUAGACCAAAAUAGAGUUUAUGUUAUUUUAGUUGCAUAUGGUUUUGUAGUCAUGCUAAACAUCAGAGCAAAGAUGAUUUAUGUUGCCCUCCCUUCAUUUGAAAAGAAAUACAACAAAGUAUUUAUUUAUUUGGAAAGUGAAAAACUACUGAAAGAUGAGACAAGUAACAGAAUGUUUAUGAAAGCGCCGCCUGCCAUUUCACUGAUAACUUCAACUAUAAAUGUGUAAAGUUACUGAUAAGUUAUUGUUUACAGCCAAUGUAAUGCUACGUCUCAGGCAUGUAUAUUUUCAUUGCCCAUCAUGACUCUUCAUGUCGACUGAAAAUAAACAUGAGCAGCCAUAAUCAGUUUCACAUUUUAAGUCAUCUUAAUAAAGUACACAGCAGCCAUUAUUAGUACAAGACCUGUUAUAGUGGUUCUAUUACUGUAAACUUAAUUUGUGAUUGAUUGCUUGUGUGGACAAUUUGCUUAUUUUUUCCUAAAAUCCAAAGUUUUGUACAAACUAGUUUUUUGUGUUUUUAUGGAUUUCUAAAAUUUCAUGUUUUUUUAUAAUUAUUUAUUUUAUGCUAUGUACAUAUUAGUAAGUAAAAGUAUAUAUUUGCUAAAUGCAUUUUUUUUAAACAGUGUUGUGACUUGUAACGCUGUAGCCUUUUUACCUCAUCUCUGUUUUUUCACUGACUGCACACAGGCCUCGUUUGUCUUACUGCCUGUAGUAGAUUUCUAAAGUUAACUCUGUAACACCAAAAUAAAGCAACAUAAACAACCAAA
Gymnodraco acuticeps is the source of this 4115-nucleotide messenger RNA. It is a transcript of the gene wnt3a, whose product is annotated as wingless-type MMTV integration site family, member 3A. Gene Ontology annotation, molecular function: frizzled binding; cytokine activity. Lineage: Eukaryota; Metazoa; Chordata; Actinopteri; Perciformes; Bathydraconidae. Gene Ontology annotation, cellular component: extracellular region. The transcript has 4 exons. Gene Ontology annotation, biological process: neuron differentiation; cell fate commitment; multicellular organism development. The record is from RefSeq and is a predicted model, not a curated record. Bases 406 to 1464 code for a protein of 352 amino acids.